CCCUCCCCAUCCCCAUCCGCGCCGCCCGCCGCUCGCCGCCCCGUCCCCAUCUGCGCCGCCCGCCGUCGUCCAGCGAUGGCCCCUGCGGUACUGAUGAGCGCGGCGGCGACAGCCACCCUGAUAUCGACCUACGCCAACUACAUCACGUUGGGCGCAGGCGCUGGAGCCACCGCCGGCACGAUUGGAUGGACGGCGGUCAGCUAUUUCAGGAAGGUGCCGUGCCCUUCGUGCAUGACGAUGGUCAGGCUCCGUGACUACAUCGAUCAUGCCAAGGGGCACACAUUCCAGUGCCCGUCGUGCCAGGAGCACGUCGCAUUCUCUGAUCUGGAGAGGCACGCCCAGAGGCAUGGCUUUCGUUGCCCGGCUUGCUACGAGGAAGUCCAGCUCGCCGACCUCGGCCCUCACCUGGAUCGCCACAGGCGUGAGAAUGAGGAGAACAGGUUUAAGGAUUUGGAGGAGAGCGCAAGGCAAGGCGAACACUAUCUGGAAAGGGUGCGGGAGCUGAGCCGCGAAUACGAGCAAAGGAUGCUCAAGAUCCAGCGGGCUGAGGCCGACUUCAAUGAAGCUAAGGAGCGGGCCAAAUUGCUGUGGGCUCACUUGAAGGUCAACUGCUAUAUCUGCAAAGCACCGGUCUGCAUUGCUGAAAUCGAGUCUCGCGUUGCUCAGCACAGUCUUGGUUUAAAGACAAGCUCAAUCAGACGAGAUGAGCUGGCCAGCAUCAAAGGGAACACCGGGAUAAAGUCUAAGGACUCAAAGGUCAAAGCCCUGGUGAGUUCUUCUAUUUGAGCAAGCACAU
Messenger RNA from Triticum aestivum (bread wheat), 796 nucleotides. RefSeq lists its product as uncharacterized. Lineage: Eukaryota; Viridiplantae; Streptophyta; Magnoliopsida; Poales; Poaceae. The record is from RefSeq and is a predicted model, not a curated record. The transcript has 4 exons. Bases 76 to 786 code for a protein of 236 amino acids.